Messenger RNA from Brachypodium distachyon (stiff brome), 3373 nucleotides. Its product is annotated as chaperone protein ClpC2, chloroplastic. The record is from RefSeq and is a predicted model, not a curated record. Gene Ontology annotation, cellular component: cytoplasm. Bases 265 to 3096 code for a protein of 943 amino acids. Gene Ontology annotation, biological process: cellular response to heat. Gene Ontology annotation, molecular function: ATP binding; ATP hydrolysis activity; protein binding. The transcript has 10 exons. NCBI's taxonomy places the organism in Eukaryota, Viridiplantae, Streptophyta, Magnoliopsida, Poales, Poaceae.
UCUGUCUGAUCUGCUGUUCGUCUCAAAGUCUGUCUGUCACCAACAACUCCGUUUAGGACCCGCUCCCCUUCUCUCCUAUAUGUAUAUAGGCGACCAUCGUCCCCUUUACUCGCGACUGUACAUUGCGGAGUGGAUCGGAGAUGCAUCUGGGGGACGUGAUCUCUUUUGUUCGUAAUUAAUUUGGGGAAGCCCUAAUUCUUCCUUUUGUUGUCGUUCUGCGCAAGGGUCCUCUCGUAGGUUGCCGGAAUCCAUCUAGCCAUUGCCAUGGAAAAAAUCUUGCUGAAGCCACCUGCUCUUGGAUCACCUGGCGCCGGACUUGGUGGUAGCUGGAGGUCCCGGUGCACCAGGAGGCCUCCUUCCGUCGUUCGGGCGAUUCCAACGGCGGCAAGCUUCCGUCCCAUCAAGAUAUCCGCGAAAUCGCUCGCCGCUCACCGGCGAGACAUCCAUACCCAUCCGGCAACGCUCGCCCCUUUGGGCCUCGGCCCAGGCGGACCAUGGGCCCAUGGGCCGUCAUCGUCGUCGAGAGGCGGCCCCCGGCGCCGCUUCGUGACCACCAGGGCCAUGUUCGAGAGCUUCACGGAGAAGGCCAUCAAGGUGAUCAUCCUGGCGCAGGAGGAGACGCGGCGCCUGGGGCACAAUACGGUCGGCAGCGAGCAGAUCCUCCUGGGCCUCAUCGGAGAAGGCACCGGCAUCGCCGCCAGGGCGCUCAAGUCCGCGGGGCUCAACCUCAAGGACGCGCGCGUCGAGGUUGAGAAGGCCCUCGGCAGGGGCACCGGCCUCAUUCCCGUCGAGAUCCCCUUCACGGCGUCCGCCAAGAAGGUGAUCGAGUUUUCCGCUGAGGAAUCCCGCCAGCUAGGACAUAAUUACAUUGGAUCGGAACACUUGCUUCUUGGGUUGGUCCGUGAGGACGAUGGUGCCGCACUCAUUAUUCUUAAGAAAUUUCAGGCUGAUCCCAACAACAUACGCAAUGAGGUUAUGAGAAUGAUCUCUGAAAUCUCUGAAGGUCAAACUGUUGGUACUGGAGUUGGGGGAGGAAGCACAGGAUCCAAGAUGCCAACACUUGAGGAGUAUGGGACUAAUCUAACAAAAUUAGCAGAGGAGGGAAAGCUAGAUCCUGUCGUCGGAAGGCAGAAACAGAUCGAGCGUGUGCUGCAGAUUUUGGGUAGACGGACAAAGAACAACCCCUGCCUUAUUGGAGAGCCUGGUGUUGGAAAGACGGCUGUUGCAGAAGGCCUUGCGCAGCGCAUUGUCACCGGGGACGUGCCUGAAACUGUUGAAGGGAAAACGGUUAUCACCCUUGAUAUGGGACUUCUUGUUGCCGGUACCAAAUACCGUGGGGAGUUUGAAGAAAGGUUGAAGAAACUGAUGGAUGAAAUCAAGCAGAACGGUGAGAUAAUACUGUUCCUUGAUGAAGUUCACACGUUGGUAGGAGCUGGAGCGGCAGAAGGUGCUAUUGACGCUGCUAAUAUUCUGAAGCCAGCACUGGCAAGAGGUGAACUUCAGUGUAUCGGAGCCACUACGAUUGAUGAGUACAGGAAGCACAUUGAGAAAGACCCUGCACUGGAGAGGCGUUUCCAACCUGUGAAAGUUCCAGAGCCCAUGGUUGACGAAGCCAUAGGAAUUCUCAAAGGGCUCCAGGAGCGAUACGAAAUCCACCACAAGCUCCGAUAUACAGAUGAAGCACUGGUUGCCGCUGCUCUCCUCUCGCACCAAUACAUCAGCGAUCGGUUCCUCCCAGAUAAGGCAAUCGACUUGAUGGAUGAGGCAGGGUCUCUUGUCAGGCUACGGCAUGCCAAGCUACCUGAGGAAGCUAAAGUUCUCGACAAGAAGCUCAAGGAAGUCAUCAAACAGAAGGACGACGCCAUCCGUUGCCAGCAGUUCGAGAUGGCAGGAGAGCUUCGCAGCGAAGAGGUGGAGCUGAAGUCCCAGAUCACGUCACUGGUGGCGAAGAACAAGGAGAUGAACAAGGCGGAGGUGGAGUCCGGCGCGUUGGCGGGCCCGGUGGUGACCGAGGCGGACAUCCAGCAGAUUGUGUCCACGUGGACGAGCGUCCCGGUGGAGAAGGUGUCGGUGGACGAGUCAGACCGGCUGCUGAGGAUGGAGGAGACCCUGCACCGGCGUGUGAUCGGGCAGGACGAGGCCGUGAAAGCCAUCAGCCGCGCCAUCCGCCGGGCACGCGUCGGGCUCCGGGACCCGAGCCGGCCCAUCGCGAGCUUUAUCUUCGCCGGCCCGACAGGGGUCGGCAAGUCGGAGCUCGCCAAGUCGCUGGCCACUUGCUACUAUGGGUCCGAGGAGGCCAUGGUCCGGCUGGACAUGAGCGAGUUCAUGGAGCGCCACACAGUGGCGAAGCUCAUCGGCUCCCCGCCUGGGUACGUCGGGUACUCGGAGGGUGGCCAGCUGACGGAGGCCGUCCGGCGGAGGCCCUACACCGUGGUGCUGCUGGACGAGAUCGAAAAGGCGCACCCGGAUGUGUUCAACCUGAUGCUGCAGAUCAUGGAGGACGGCCGGCUCACGGACAGCAAAGGCAGGAUGGUGGACUUCAAGAACACGCUCAUCAUCAUGACCUCCAACGUCGGCAGCAGCGUCAUCGAGAAGGGCGGGAGGCAGCUGGGCUUCGACAAUGGUGACGGCGUCGAAGACGGCGAGAUCAGUAGCAGCAGCAGCUACGGGAGGAUCAAGAGCCUGGUGGACGAGGAGAUGAAGCAGUACUUCCGGCCCGAGUUCCUCAACCGGCUAGACGAGAUGAUUGUCUUCCGGCAGCUCAACAAGUUUGAGGUCAAGGAGAUCGCCGACAUCAUGCUUGCCGAGGUCGCGGGGCGGAUGAAGGAGAAGGGGAUCGAGCUGCUGGUGACAGAGAGCUUUAAGGAGCUUGUCGUCGACGAAGGCUUCGACCCCAGCUACGGAGCACGGCCGCUGAGGAGGGCGAUUAUGAGGCUGCUGGAGGACACGCUCGCCGACAAGAUACUCGCCGAGGAGGUGAAGGAGGGAGACUCUGUCAUCCUCGACGCAGACUCGGCAGGGAACGUCGCCGUGCUCAGUCGGCAUGGCGACUCGCCGGAGCACCAGCCCGGCCAGUUUCUUGCUCUGCCUAGUUGAUUGGGCAAUUCAUGUUUUUGUAUAGCGUAAAUCUAGCACCGUUUCAGCCAUGGAUUAUUGGCGAGUGACGAAAAGAGUCCUCGUGGAUCGUAAUUUCGGAGUAAUUUUAUUUUUCUCGUUCGGUUUUGCUUGCUGGUGCACUGCAUUAAACUGCCUUCAAGGGAUUUCUGACUAUAAUGAGCUGGGAAGCUCCCAAUCAUGUACUUUAUUCAAGUGUAUGUUCUUGCCAAAACUCUUACAGCUAAUCCAAUUUUUGACAGUAUUUCAUUUGGUUGAA